AUGUCGAUGUUGUCGAUUAAGCCAGUGGUGAUCAUGGGUGCUACUGGUACAGGCAAAACCAAGCUAUCAAUUGAUGUAUCCAAGGUGAUCAGCGGUGAAGUGGUAAACGCCGACAAGAUGCAGAUCUAUUCUGGCCUUGACAUCACCACCAACAAGCUCUGCCUAAAUGAUCGACAUGGUAUUCCUCAUCACCUCAUCGGGGCCAUUUCGGAAAUUACCGAUGAUGUUUCUAUACCUCUCUUCCGAUCUGCUGUGACCAAAAUUACUGAGUCUAUUGUUAGGCGGGGUCACAUACCAGUUCUGGUAGGUGGAUCGAACUCACUAAUCCAUGGAUUCCUUGUUGACAAGCUUGAUGCCUCCCUCAUUGACCCUUUUGCAGUAGAGAGUUACCGACCAACUUUAAGGUUCCAAAGCUGCCUUCUAUGGAUCCAGUGUGAUGAGGUAGUCCUCAAGAAAUACCUCAGUCGUCGGGUUGAUGAUAUGGUUGAUGCUGGUUUGGUCAAGGAACUGAAAGAAUAUUUUGAUUCUGUAUCAAUUCAUGAGUCUGUUGGUUACAGCGGCCUGGCUAGGACAAUCGGUGUGCCCGAACUAAGAGAGUAUUUUGCGGGAUGCAAGAGCCUCUGUGAUUCUAUAAAAGAGAUGAAAUCCAAUACAUAA
Messenger RNA from Panicum virgatum (switchgrass), 657 nucleotides. RefSeq names its product adenylate isopentenyltransferase 1, chloroplastic-like. Gene Ontology annotation, molecular function: tRNA dimethylallyltransferase activity. The transcript has a single exon. Bases 1 to 657 code for a protein of 218 amino acids. Lineage: Eukaryota; Viridiplantae; Streptophyta; Magnoliopsida; Poales; Poaceae. Gene Ontology annotation, cellular component: mitochondrion. The record is from RefSeq and is a predicted model, not a curated record. Gene Ontology annotation, biological process: cytokinin biosynthetic process; tRNA modification.